UCCAUGCCCAGCUCUGGCCGAGGGCAGGUGGAGACUGGGCCCGACUGCCCCGCCAUGAGAGGGUUCCUCCUGCUGCUGUGGGCGGCUCUGGUGGGCGCCACCAAAGAGGGCCACCUGCAAUGCUCCCACUGCCUGGCCACCAACAGCACCUCCGCCUGCAAGCCCGUCAUGUGCACCCCGCCCAACAUCCUGUGCUUCUCCCAUGAGGUCAUCUUCACGUGGGGCUCCGAGCAACGCACCAGGGUCACCCGGGGCUGCACCAGCACCUGCGCCUUCAAGAGCCCCCCCGAGUGGGACCUGCUGACCCCCAACAUGGUGGUGCUGGCCAAGGCCCUCUGCUGCUCUAAGAGCCUGUGCAACACAGGGGCCCCCGGGGGCCUCAGCGCCAGGACCUGGCACCGGGGGCUCCUGCUGGGCAUGGGGCUCGGCCUGCACCAUCUGCUGUGACGACCCCUCCCCUUCCUGCCCCCUAGCCCCCUGGGUGUGCACUGGGGGGCUGGCCUGUACUCUCUGAGUGAGGUUCCCGGUGGGGGAGGCGCAGACUCACAGCCUCCCCUGGUGUGACGGCCCU
Molecule: messenger RNA, 571 nt
Organism: Myotis myotis
Lineage: Eukaryota; Metazoa; Chordata; Mammalia; Chiroptera; Vespertilionidae
Product: lymphocyte antigen 6L-like
Exons: 4
Coding region: 4-447 (147 amino acids)
Cellular component (GO): plasma membrane
Source: RefSeq, a predicted model, not a curated record